CCCCACGUGGAUGGAAGAUGGCCGCGUUUGCGGACCUGAAUAUUCUCUACUUGCCGGAGAAAGAGGCGUUGCAGAAGUUGGUGGAGGCUGCAGCGCACCUUGGCUAUUCAACUGUAGCAAUCAAUUAUGUUGUCGAUUAUGAAGAAAAGAAAAAAGAAAUUGUCAAGCCACUGUCUCCCACAGAGCUGUUUCCAGCCUUGCCUCUUGUACAGGGGAAAUCCAAGCCAAUUAAGAUUCUAUCAAGGCUGACACUUGUGGUGUCUGAUCCGUCCCACUGCAACGUCCUUAGAGCGACGUCCACAAAUAUCAAAUAUUACGACAUCUUUGCUGUAUUUCCUAGGAAUGCCAAACUCUUUCACGUGGCAUGCACAACCUUAGAUGUAGACCUGGUGUGUGUUGAUGUGACAGAAAAGCUGCCCUUCUUCAUCAAGAGACCAUCUGUUAAUGUGGCAAUAGAGCGAGGUGUCUACUUUGAACUUAUUUACGUUCCAGCCAUCAAAGACUCCACAAUGCGACGGUACACAAUUUCGAAUGCCUUCAGCCUGAUGCAGAUCUGCCGUGGAAAGAAUAUCAUUCUGUCCAGUGCAGCAGAAAAGCCUCUCCAGCUGCGAAGUCCAUAUGAUGUGGCUAAUUUAGGUUGGUUGUUUGGCCUCUCAGAAAGCAAUGCCAAGGCAGCUGUUUCGACUAACGGCCGAGCCGUCAUUCUUCAUGGAGAAGCCAGGAAGACUGCCUCUGGGGUGGUGUAUACAAUGAGGAAACCUCAAACUCCAGAAGAUGAUGAUGAUUCUGCUCCACUCAGUAAAAAAGCCAAGACAGAUUUGGGAAGUACAAGUUCACCUCUCUAACACCUACACUCAGACCAACCUCCAUGCUGCCAUUGCCUAGGAUGGCUGGAGAAGAGGAGAAGUCUCUUAUUAUCACCACUUAUAUAGAGACAUGAAUAUCUACUUAGGUGAACUCUGAAUGUGAUUAUAUGGACCUUGGAAGCAGUAGAUGAUGCUCCUUGAAGAUUGUCCAGUGGAAGAUGACAAUAUAAAAUUUGAAAGGAAUGGGAGAACGUGUAUAUAGCUAUGCUGCCUUUUAUAAUAAAUAUAUGUUACCAAAUACAACU
Python bivittatus (Burmese python) is the source of this 1111-nucleotide messenger RNA. RefSeq names its product ribonuclease P/MRP subunit p30 (gene RPP30). Lineage: Eukaryota; Metazoa; Chordata; Lepidosauria; Squamata; Pythonidae. Gene Ontology annotation, cellular component: ribosome; nucleolar ribonuclease P complex. Gene Ontology annotation, molecular function: structural constituent of ribosome; RNA binding. Gene Ontology annotation, biological process: translation; tRNA processing. The record is from RefSeq and is a predicted model, not a curated record.